Acaulospora colombiana is the source of this 816-nucleotide messenger RNA. The record is from the annotation of a GenBank genome assembly. NCBI's taxonomy places the organism in Eukaryota, Fungi, Glomeromycota, Glomeromycetes, Diversisporales, Acaulosporaceae.
AUGUGGUGUUAUUUUGUUGCCACUUUCACUUCCCCGGGCUACCCUUCGGACCCAAUAUCACCAAGAACCUCCCGGAUAACCACCGCCCUUCCAGAAAUUACCAUCUCGUCUCAGCAUUAUCAGAAACACACCGACGCCCAUAGUAGUCCGGAAAUUAGCAUAACAAGAACUCCUUCAGAUGAAAAAUCCAAUAUCGUAUUAGACGAAAAUGGAAAUCCGGUUGCGAUGGGAUCAAUCAUGGUAAAACGAAGCGGUGAGAAGAGAUAUUGUCAGAAAUGUCAGUAUGAUAAGCCGGAUAGGACACAUCACUGCCGAGUCUGCAAGAGGUUGAUGCAUUCUGAAGAUGGAUCAUCAUUGCCCAUGGUAAGCGAGUGGUCUUUCGUCAAAUCUUCUCUCCCUUUAUUUCAACCCACGUUCAAACAAUCCACUCCAUAUAACGCCUUCCUGAUUAGGCUAAACAAUUGCAUAGGAUUUCGCAAUCAAAAAGCGUUCUGUCUAUUCAUCAUCUGGGGGUCAGUGUAUUCGGUAUUUAUCACUGUAGCGACCAUACCGCCUACAAUAAGUUACAUGCAAUUGUCUUAUGAGGCAACAAUAAUAAACCUGGACCUAAACAUUUCCUUCCUUAUCCUAAUUGGCGGUGUGUUUGCGCUAAGUUUAUUGGGUUUUGCCAUAUACCACACAAGUCUGCUAUUGUCUAAUCAGACCACAUUGGAAAGUUUGAGGACCAAGCAAAAUUUUAAGAUGCGCGAAGAUGAAGAGGCGACCAGCGGGAAACUCGUGAAUCUAUUUGAUGUUGGGCUAACUUUGUUCAAGUAA